Alnus glutinosa is the source of this 1898-nucleotide messenger RNA. Its product is annotated as CBL-interacting serine/threonine-protein kinase 6. Bases 303 to 1607 code for a protein of 434 amino acids. NCBI's taxonomy places the organism in Eukaryota, Viridiplantae, Streptophyta, Magnoliopsida, Fagales, Betulaceae. The record is from RefSeq and is a predicted model, not a curated record. The transcript has a single exon. Gene Ontology annotation, molecular function: protein kinase activity; ATP binding. Gene Ontology annotation, biological process: signal transduction; protein phosphorylation.
UGGAGGGCCUGAGAUUGGGGCUCUGAUAAAUCUUUGAGAGAGUCUGUGGAGUUUUGAGUUUUGUAAUCAGAGAGACGGGUGUAGUUGGGAAUGCAGAGAGAUGGUAAGAGCUUCGCUGAGAAAGCCUGAGUUGAGUUGGCGAGCCAAGCGGUGUCUCGGCGGCAGGACCUGCCACCGGAAACACGUAGAGGACGGGUGACCGUCCGAUCUUCUUCGGCUAGCUCCUAUCUGUAAAUUCACCUACCCAAGUUCAGAUUCUGUUGGUUUCUUUGUUUUUUCUGUAAUUGAAAGUAUAGCUAGAAAUGGGUGAGAAGGGUAGAGAUGGCAACUCCACGUUGCUCCACGGGAAGUACGAGCUGGGUCGGCUUCUGGGUCACGGUACUUUCGCGAAGGUGUACCACGCGAGGCACUUGCAGACCGGGAAGAGCGUGGCGAUGAAGGUGGUGGGGAAAGAGAAGGUGAUAAAGGUGGGGAUGAUGGAGCAGAUCAAGAGGGAGAUCUCGGUGAUGAAGAUGGUGAAGCACCCGAACAUCGUCGACCUCCACGAGGUGAUGGCCAGCAAGUCCAAGAUCUACUUCGCCAUGGAGCUCGUCCGUGGCGGGGAGCUCUUCUCCAAGAUCGCCAAAGGCAGGCUGAAAGAGGACGUGGCCAGAGUUUACUUCCAGCAGCUCAUCUCCGCCGUCGAUUUCUGCCACAGCCGCGGCGUCUACCACCGUGAUCUCAAGCCCGAAAAUCUCCUCCUAGACGAAGAGGGCAAUCUUAAAGUCACCGACUUCGGGCUCAGCGCGUUCACGGAGCACUUGAAGCAGGAUGGGCUCUUGCACACCACUUGUGGCACGCCGGCGUAUGUGGCUCCUGAAGUUAUCGGUAAAAAAGGCUACGACGGCGCCAAAGCCGACCUCUGGUCUUGCGGCGUCAUUCUCUACGUCCUCCUCGCCGGGUUUCUACCAUUCCAGGACGAUAACAUCGUCGCCAUGUACAGGAAGAUUUACCGCGGAGACUUCAAGUGCCCGCCUUGGUUCUCCUCCGAAGCGCGCAGGCUCAUCACGAAGCUGCUCGACCCGAACCCGACAACCCGAGUCACCAUCUCCAAGAUCAUGGACUCUUCCUGGUUCAAGAAGUCCGUCCCCAAGAGCGCGAGACCCAACAACGAGGCGGAACUCGAGGACGCCGUUUUGGAGAAAUAUUCAAGCAAGAAGUCGGAGACUUUGAACGCGUUCCACAUCAUAUCGUUGUCCGAAGGGUUCGACCUGUCGCCACUGUUCGAGGAGAAGAAGAGGGAGGAGAAGGAGGAGCUGAGAUUCGCGACGACGAGGCCGGCGAGCAGCGUGAUAUCGAGGUUGGAGGAGGUUGCGGCCAAGGCUGGGAAUUUCAGCGUGAAGAAGAGCGAGUCCAGGGUGAGGCUUCAGGGCCACGAGAGCGGGCGCAAAGGGAAGCUGGCUAUUGCUGCGGAGAUCUUCGCCGUGACGCCGACGUUUCUAGUCGUCGAGGUUAAGAAGGACAACGGCGACACCCUGGAGUACAACAAUUUCUGCAACAAGGAGCUCCGGCCGGGGCUCAAGGACAUACUAUGGACCUCCCUUGCAGAGAAUCCCGCUCUGGGUUAAUGAAGAUUAAUAUUAAUCUGUGUUGAUUAUUGUUUAGACCAUUGAUGUUGAUAUUGAUGAUGUUGUUAUUGUUGUUGUUGUUACUGUUCUGAAUUAAGGUGGCAAAUUGAAGGACCACGGUGUCUUAAAAUUGUGUUUGGAUUGAUGUUUGGUGGUGGUGGUUGUAUUGGCCCGAUCGAAAAGUUGAUUUUGUGAAUCAGUGAAUUCAGUUGUUCAUUCAUUCGUCGCCUGUGCUGAUGUUUUCAUGUUUGUUUGAACGUGUGCAAGUGGAUGGGGUUUGCUUUGUUCUCA